ACUUUAGUUUUGUCAGUAUCGAUAUUCUUUGUAAAAAGUGGCUACCAUAUCAGGCAGAGAAGCUCAAAAAAAGACUUGACAUGAUUCAACAACCGCUUAUUUUUCUUAACUUCUCUCUUCUUUCCUUUAUUAUUUGACAACACUCUAAUGGAUGUAAAUAAUCCAUUUACUCUUACUGGUCGCAAGGCCUCAGGAAGAAAUAGGAAUGGCAUGUAUCCAAUUGCUAGACAACAACAACAACAACAACAGAAAGAACAAUAUGGGUUUCCUGAAUUACAAGCUGUUAUGGAAGAUAUUCACAAUGGUUGGGAAUUUAUGUUGGAUGAAGAUUUCGAUCCUGUGACAUUGGCUUUGGCUUUGAUGGAUGAUAGCUCUGUUGGAAAAGGACGAGAUUAUGACACUUUUCAACGUAUUUAUUAUGAUCUUGAUGAUGCUCUACAUAUCAUUGUUGAUGACUAUUAUAAAGGUUUCAACAAUUCCAUUGGCACUUUUGGGGGUGUUUUGCAACAUAUCAAUGAUUCAAGGAAUCGCGUGACGCAAAUGAAGGCAAAUUUGAAAAAAUGUAAAGCUGAAUUAUUGGAAAAGCAUACAGAUCUUUUGAAUAUGUGGUCAAAAACACAAGAACACAAGGAAAUGCUUUCUUUAUUGGAAACUAUAGAAGAUAUUCGAUCCACACCGGAAAAACUGGAUAACAUGACAAGUAAUAAACAUGUUCUUUCGGCAGCUACUCUAUUAGUUAAUUCCUUGAAGACUAUCAACAGCAAAGAAAUGAUGGAAAUUGGUGCCCUUGAUGAUCUUCGAAGCACACUGAAUACUGAAAAGAAUGAUUUAUAUGAUAUGCUUCUUGAAGAACUUCACAACAAUCUAUAUCUAAAAAGCUUUUAUUGUGUCAACUUAUGGUGUGAUUAUAUUACUGGACAACAAACAUUACCAGAAUUAACUAUCAAGCCAAGAAAUUUUUCAGAAAAGGAAAAAGUUAAAGAACAGGACAUGUUUUCCGUGGAUGAAAAUGAGAUUCUGGCAGAAGACCUGGAUAAGAAUCCUGAAACGGACCCUUAUUAUUAUAUGGAAAUCAUUAUGGAAGCUUUGGCUGUAUUAGGAGAAAUACCGGCUGCUUUACAGACACUUCAAGAUAGACUUCCCUUGGAAAUACAUACACUAUUUGAUUCGACUAUCAAACAAGUAGAGUCAAGGCACUCUGUUCAACCUCAGCAAACAAAUCGUGAUCAGAACAAAAUGGAUGAAGAAUCUGAUAUUUAUUGUUUGGACAAAGCAAAUACGGAUGCUCGGAAUGAAAUUUUGAAGGAUUUACUUUGGACAUUGUAUUCAAAAAUUGAAGCUGUACUCCGUGGUCAUCGAUUUAUUGAAAAUUGUGCUCAUAGAAGCAAAAAGCGUCUUGCUGGUUCUUCCAAUGGUAAUUUUCGUAUAUAUCACUUUCAUGAAAUCUGGCGGCCAAUACAAGCUGAAAUCCGAUCACUAUUACAAGAUUAUCUGACAACACAAGAACGAAGAGCAGCAGCGGCAGCACAAUCGAAUUCCUUUUUAUUAAAGGACGAUUCAUCUAACAAUGAAUCAACAAAGUCUCGUACCAAAUCAAAAACUCUCUUCAAGUUUACUGAUGCUUCUGAAAGUGCAGUGGUGGCGGCUGAAUAUCAGCCGGUACAAGAUCUCCUUUACUUCCGAUAUCGAAAGAUGAUUCCUGAGCUUGCAUCCUCUGAAGAAAUAUUAUCUGGCUCUAUGAUGAACUCCAACAUUGUAGACCGUUUCUCAACAAACAUGAUGGCUCGUGGUGGUCACAAGUUACUGGUUAAUCCUGAUGCUUACAAUGUCAGUGUUUUGUUGAAACCUACUAUGGCAUUUUUACAACGUCUUCGAGAAGUAUUUCCCAAUUAUGAUGAUCAAAGUGAAGAAGGUUUUGGAAGCUUUUUGGAUGACUUUGCGGUUAAUGUCUUUUUACCUCAGAUAGAAGAAAAGGUUAUGCAACUGAUCCAUUUGGCAACAUCAGGCCUGGACGCCUUUCAAGAUGCAAGACAUUACAAAAAUUUUUCCAAAUAUCCCAUUGCCAAGAGUGCCGUGGCGUUGAUUUCUGUUGUACAAAGUUUAUGCCGGACCAUGCACACUAUGCCAUUUCACACUGAAGAAUACAUUCGUAUGGCUGAAGUAGUAUUAUUGAAAUACUAUGAAAAAUGCUAUCAACGAUUUUAUUAUAUUGUCGCUCGUGGAAAUACAUAUACAACUCGUAGCAACAAGGAUCAAAGCACAGCUGAUACCAAUAUCAGUGCAAGUGGUGAUUGGGCACAAGAUGAAAGUCUUGUUGGUCUACUGGCACAGAAUCCCUACUUCAACGACGAUACCAAAGCUGACGACGAGUUUGUCAAGGCUCUCAAUCAAGCGGAAAUCACAAUGGAAUUCAAACUGAAAAACGAGACCGAACCUAAUCGUCAAAUUGAAGCAGAUGAACUUAUCUUUGAUCAAAACAAGCUUAUUUUCCUCGGACGACUGUAUCAUAGUUUAAAAUGGUUUGUUCGUGAAAUUUGGGAACUUCGUACCGCUCAUGAAACUUCCAAUAUGCCUUUUGGAUCUCCAGAUGGUGAAUCUUAUGAGGCUGCCAAUUCGAGAAGAUGGUCAUCCAGCGAAAAACGCUUGUCUUCUAUAGAACAUACUGGAGCAGCCUUACUUCCUUUACGUGGUGAAGCAGCAAGACGUUUCGAUACCCUUCUGACAACUUAUCAACAACUAGCCGAAACAUGUCUUUUCACUCUUCGUCUGGAAAUUCGUUGUCACACUCUGUAUUAUUUACAAAUGGUGAUACGUGAUGGAAACUACUAUCUUGAAGAUGAAUCCUUUGAACCCGAUCCAUAUGUGAUUACAUUGAAUUCUGAUUUGAUGGAUAUUGAUGAUUCGAUCAAUGUGUCUUUACCAAGAAAGGAUGAAAUGUUUUGUUUUGACGGGUUACCAGCAUUGAUGGUUCAUAUUCUUAUUUCAGAAGCUGGUUAUAUCAAACGUAUGAAUCAUCAUGGUGCUCAAAAAAUGAUCCGCAAUAUCCUUGCUCUUCAACAAAACUUAACCAACUUUGUGGCUCCCAAUCAAAGUGCAGUCAUGGAACGUGCCCGUGCCUACUACCAACUUUAUGACUAUGGAACUGAAAACCUGAUCAAGAGUAUCCGUGACAAUGGACCUUCAUUUACUUUUGAUGAAUAUUGUGUGAUUCUAUCUUUGAUUAAUGAUGCCAAUGAUGACAGCGAUACCCAAGAAGAAGAUGGGUCAAAGAGAAAGGCAAGCGACGCUCCUUCGGAUUGGUUGAUGAAGUUGGAUGAAGUGAUGGUAGAAUAUGACACCUAGAGCGUAAUAUUUUUAUUUUAUCAAUACCUUACUUUUCUUCUUUUUUUAACUAUUAUUAUUUAAUAAAACAAACUACUUUAUUGAUGUCUUAUUUAUACA
Halteromyces radiatus is the source of this 3441-nucleotide messenger RNA. RefSeq names its product Sec8 exocyst complex component-specific domain-containing protein. Gene Ontology annotation, cellular component: exocyst. Bases 148 to 3342 code for a protein of 1064 amino acids. The record is from RefSeq and is a predicted model, not a curated record. The transcript has 25 exons. Gene Ontology annotation, biological process: exocytosis; Golgi to plasma membrane transport. NCBI's taxonomy places the organism in Eukaryota, Fungi, Mucoromycota, Mucoromycetes, Mucorales, Cunninghamellaceae.